Molecule: messenger RNA, 3627 nt
Organism: Phyllopteryx taeniolatus (common seadragon)
Lineage: Eukaryota; Metazoa; Chordata; Actinopteri; Syngnathiformes; Syngnathidae
Gene: dnajb5
Product: DnaJ heat shock protein family (Hsp40) member B5
Exons: 5
Coding region: 292-1398 (368 amino acids)
Biological process (GO): negative regulation of transcription by RNA polymerase II
Cellular component (GO): cytosol
Molecular function (GO): protein-folding chaperone binding
Source: RefSeq, a predicted model, not a curated record
GGCAGAACAGAACCUGUAUGAGGACUGGGCUUCCUCAAACAAGAAUUUCCGGGCAAAGUCAGAAGCAGAAUUUGGAUUCACGGGCAGACAAGAGACGGAACCGGCGGUUCGGGCACGGCGCACAACGGUCAAAGAGGAAGACAGAAGCCGGGCUGGAGCCGAACCAUGGUGAUGUGAACACCCAAAACCUCGUCCCCUUUCGAUAGGGUGACGGAUGAGACCCUGACUAUUGUGUACGCGCCUCCACAGCCGCAGCGUGAGUGGAAGACGGUCUUGCAAGCGCGGCAAGCCAUGGGGAAAGACUACUACAAGACCCUGGGCAUCCCCAAGGGCUCCAACGAGGAGGAGAUCAAGAAGGCGUAUCGGCGCAUGGCGCUGCGCUUCCACCCUGACAAGAACACAGACGCCGACGCCGAGGAGAAGUUCAAGGAGAUCGCCGAGGCCUACGAGGUGCUCGGGGACCCCGAGAAGAGGCUCGUCUACGACCAGCUCGGGGAGGAAGGUUUCAAGACCGGAGGCGGCAGCUCAUCCGGUGCUCCUGGCACCUCAACGCAGCACUACACCUUCCACGGAGACCCCCACGCCACCUUCGCCUCCUUCUUCGGCGGCUCCAAUCCAUUCGAUAUGUUUUUCAGCUCCAACCGCAGCCACGCCCGCGCCAACGGUUUCUCCUUCCACAGCGACCACGCCAACGACGGCGAGCAGGACGCCGACGUGGACGACGACGACCACUUCGCUCACUUCGGGAGGCAAUUUGGCUUUGCGGGAGGGAUGAAAAACGGCUUCCCAGGCGAAGGCCGCAGACGGAGGGGCGGGCCCUCGGAGUGCCCGGGGGGAGCUCGCAAGCAGCAGGACCCCCCGGUGGUCCACGAGCUGAAGGUCUCACUGGAGGAGAUCUUCCACGGCUCCACCAAGCGUAUGAAGAUCACACGCCGCAGGCUGAACCCAGAUGGGAGGAGCUUGAGGACCGAGGACAAGAUUCUCAACAUUGUGAUCAAGAAGGGCUGGAAGGAGGGCACCAAGAUCACCUUCCCCAAGGAGGGCGACCAGACCCCCGAGAACAUUCCCGCUGACGUUGCCUUUGUGCUCAAAGACAAGGGCCACACCCACUUCAAGCGAGACGCUUCCAACAUCAUUUAUAACUGCAAGAUCAGCCUCAAAGAGGCGUUGUGCGGCUGCACAGUCAGCAUCCCCACGCUGGAAAGGCGCCUCAUCUCCCUGCCCUGUCACGACGUCAUCAAACCCGGGACGGUCAAGCGACUCCGAGGGGAAGGCCUGCCGUUCCCCAAGAACCCCUCGCAACGCGGCGAUCUCAUUGUGGAGUUCUCGGUGCGUUUCCCGGACAGGAUCCUGCCUCAGUCCAAAGAGAUUAUCAGACUGCACCUUCCUCCAUCAUAAGAAUGACGUACAAAUAUGGAUCUGGAUGCUCUCCUCCACUAUGUCAACCCUCCCGUGGUCGUUGUUUCUCUUCUCAGCAUUUUUUACAGGUACUCACAGCUUGGAGCCUAUGAAAUGAUACGCUCACCUGACACUUUAUUCGAUAAAAAUGCACAAUCUAAUAAGAUCCAGUGCAAGAGCUGGAACAAGACAAAGGUUUUGAUUGACACUAUCAGAGACACAAUGUUUAAUACUGUUGUCGUGCUUUACAGUGGGCUAGAAUUACACAUUUCUAGGAAAAUAAAGUAUGGCUUGACUGUACUUCCACAAAUAGUUGAUAGACGCCAUGCAUCAAUUCAUUGACGGUGGUUGUCAUCUGCAAACUUCAUGAGUCACAGACGUCACGGCGAAAUUAUGGAUGUUGGUGUUGUACAAUGUGAUACUGGUAUCACAUAAUCACAGUAUAAUAAUAUAUGUGUAUCCCUGCAUACCCCCCCCCCAUGUUUUUUGCUUUCAUUUUCUUUGAAAAACAUUUUUAGAUAUUUAUUUUUCUUUUUUUGGGGGGUGGGGGGGCACCAACUACGAAGCGCUUAGUGGUGAUUUAUCCCCACUUGUUCAAGAAUGUCUUGGGUUUAAAAAAAAAAAAAAACAUUUCUCCGAAAAAUCAAUACGUAAAUAAUGCAAUUAUAAAGGGCGGAUUUUUGCUAUUCGCAGUCCGGUCCCGCAGGGGUCCAUUGUACAGUAUUGUAAACAUUUCCACAAAAUAAAUCAUAUAUUAGGGAAUAUUCUUUUCAAAAUGCAUCUAGACAAAUAAAAGCCUCCUCUGUAAUAAUCCCCCUUAGCUCCAAUAAAUGUGCGGUACACUCUCCUGUUAAUGAAAUACCCCCCUGGCCACUAUUUGAGGAAAGAGACGGCAGUAUGUUAAAGUAUCCCGCAGUUGUUCCUCCAGAUUUUUGUGGGCAACACACAGGUCAGUUUGAUUUAGAUUUCUGCUUUUUCAAAACCAUCAGUCAUAUCAGUAAUCCUUUGCUAUUUCCACAAAGAAGUUUACAACAGCGCCAUUCAUUUCUCCCUUGACUGUACCAGCAGCCCAGAACUUCUCUCAGUCUACUGAAGCUUUGCGUUUUUUGAAGUCCGCAGGCUACCCUGCACCAUCUGAUCUGUCUCCCUCACUAUCGCUUGUCUUAUGCUUUUGUAUUGCGAUACCAUACGACGAUUAGAUCAUCAACUUGAAUUGGAAUAACAAUGAGGAAUGACAAUCAUAUACUGAAUCAGCAGUAUAAGCUCAGAAGUUGCACAGAAAAUCGGUGCUUUCCGUUUGAACCACAUAAGCCGGGCUCACUAUUUAUGUGCCUUAGCCAGGUGUCGUAUCACACGCGCGCACACACACACACAAACAGAUAACAGUGUAACACACAACCAGCCAUAUAAAGUGCACACCAGAUGAGCAACUGUAAGCAAACAACCUUAAAACCAGUCAAAAUAUUGUAUGCGCAACAACAGUAGAUCUCCUCAUGCGGACUCGUUUAUUUUGCCGCCAAGUGCAAUUUAGCACAGGUUGGACUUCCCAGAGGAGUUGACGUAACACUGACAAUAAUAGCUGGACAAUAAAUACUGUACUGCUGAUUCCUCUGGGGGAAGCCAUCUCGAUGCUUGGUUUCUUUUGCUUUCUCUCGUGUCAUUCGAAGGCCGUGUCUUGGUGCUACUGCGAGCGGUGCCGACAACAACCUUUUGUUUCACUCACUAUUUAUGAAUAUUUAAAAUUUGCUUGUACCAUGUGUAUCAUCUGUACAUUGAUAUUUACAAUUUUGGGGUUUUUUUGGCAAGUAGAAGCCCUUGAAUAUACAGUGCUACUAUUGCAUCGGUUGUGCUAUGUUUCACCUGUAGGGGGCUCUGUUAACGCCCUUUGCUUAUUUCUAAACUCGUUAACAGGCAGUUUGAGGAGUCUACAGUGGACUAGUUGGCCAUAACAUUAGGUACACCUGCACAUUCGAAUGAGUUUCAAUCUCUCGCCUCAGCUCUCAUUACUGAUUGUGCCGGUGUAGCCAAUCAGUAAUAGCAAAUAAAUGCACUUGACGUACUGUAAAAUAACUAAAAGAGGCCUGAAUGACAUAAGGACAUACUUAAUGUCGUAUCAUAUGUAACGUGAAGUUGGCACAAGUGCUGCUGCUGAAAGACUCACCACUUCUGUGCAUUUGCCAGUGUUCAUUGUUUUAAAAUGGCAACAAAUAAAGCAAAUGUGGGAACCUG